GCUCAGGGACCUGAGAGUGUCAGGAAGUGAAACUCUACUGCUCACAUUGGCUUGAUAAAUAACAUACAGAUGCUUCGUUUAGUGUCUUCUUAACACAGCGCUGUGUGACGUUGGACUGUUCAUCUAGCUGCAACGUCUACAGUUUCCUCCAUAAUGGCAGAUGUAUCCAAUCCAGUCACUUCGGAGGACACUCAGGAUGCCCCCAACCCUAAUGUGUCCUCACCUCCACCAUACUCUGAUAUAAACGAACAACCUCCACCCUACUCUGCAGCCCCAGCUACCUACCCUCUACCCAAACCUGAGACAACUGGCACCUAUCAGCCCGUCACAGGAUAUGAGUCUUUCUGUGAUAUAAACCCAGAAGGCCCUUCGGACACCACCCCACUCAUAAGAUCAGGUUCUUUUGAUGACGCCACAGUGAGAAGGGGGUUUGUUAGAAAGGUUUUCAGCAUCCUGACUCUCCAGCUCCUCUUCACGUUCAGUGUGGUGUGCCUGUUUACCUUCUCCAGUGUGAUCAAAGAGGCGGUGCAGACCCACCUGUGGGCCUAUCUCAGCUCCUUCAUCAUUUUCGCUGUAGUCGCCAUCGCCCUCACCUGCUGCCAGUCCUUCAGCCGCCGUCACCCCUGGAACAUUGUGGGACUGGUCAUAGUUACCUUGAGCCUUUCAUACAUGGUGGGAACCAUUGCCUCCUUCCACAACACCAACGCUGUGGUUAUUACAAUGGCUUCAACACUGGUCAUUUCUUUCGCAAUCAUCCUUUUCUCAAUCCAGACUCGUUUUGAUUUCACUAUUUGUUACGGUGUUGCACUGAUUCUGGUUGUGGACCUGCUGAUGUUCGGGUUUUUCUGCACCUUCUACUACUCUUACAUGGCUGAUGUCGCCUAUGGAUGUCUGGGAGCUCUGCUGUACUCACUGUUCCUGAUGAUUGACUGUCAGCUGCUGAUGGGGACAUUCAGCUACCGUCUGAAUCCAGAGGAAUAUGUCAAUGCUGCUCUCAUGAUCUACCUGGACAUUAUCCUCAUUUUCCUCUACUUACUGGGGCGGAGAUGACACUGUUAACAAAACAAGACAUAAACACACACUCCACACUUUAGCCGCAAUGACAAUGUUCUUUAUUAUUAUUCUUAUGUACUGUAUCUAGUGUAACUGUAUCCUGUUUGUGACAAACAAUGAAUGAAUGAUGGUCAGUAUUUUUACAGAACAUUGUGUCUGUUUUACAUAUAAAAAUAAAAACUGCUGUAAAAAUUGUACAUUUA
Molecule: messenger RNA, 1256 nt
Organism: Sphaeramia orbicularis (orbiculate cardinalfish)
Lineage: Eukaryota; Metazoa; Chordata; Actinopteri; Kurtiformes; Apogonidae
Product: protein lifeguard 1
Exons: 6
Coding region: 154-1050 (298 amino acids)
Biological process (GO): negative regulation of apoptotic signaling pathway
Cellular component (GO): endoplasmic reticulum; membrane; Golgi apparatus
Source: RefSeq, a predicted model, not a curated record